Messenger RNA from Toxoplasma gondii ME49, 1612 nucleotides. RefSeq lists its product as hypothetical. The coding region runs from base 1003 to 1527 and encodes 174 amino acids. NCBI's taxonomy places the organism in Eukaryota, Apicomplexa, Conoidasida, Eucoccidiorida, Sarcocystidae. The transcript has 2 exons. The record is from RefSeq and is a predicted model, not a curated record.
GGUGGAAGUAUCUGCAGUCGUGGACAGACCGAAUACGAAGGCCAGGCGACGUAAAACCGUACACAGGCUUCCCAUUUGGAAUUCUUUGCCGAUAGUGUGAAGAUUAAUCACGGAAACUGGGUCCAGCGUGUUACGUAGGACCACCGCACUGAACUACUGUUCAGCCCUCGAGGGAGUUGCUGUUGUUCAUUUUGCGAUCUUGAUUUGUCUGGGGCCCAUUCUGCUCACCUGGCUCUGCACGAGCGAGAAGGAUGCCAGAACUAAGACAGAAAACGGUGGCCGGGAGGAAGACCUUCAUGGUGUUAACAUAGCAAACCAGACAGUUGACCACGUGUUGGGAACCUGUAGAGACGGACAACCGGAUACCUGGGAACCGAAGAAUACGGCAAACGCUUGCGGCAGUGUACACCUCUCAAAAGCAUUAAUAGGAUGAUGUUUCAAUUUGCAAAAAAGGAAUCUUGGUGACGGGGGUAAACGUAGUUUACUCGGAGAAGUGCCGUGAAACAUGUAAAGGGCCCAUCUGGGACCUUCAACUGACUGGCGCAAGGCGGGUACUAGGAAUGGCGUGAUGCCUGGAAUGAUGGCUAACUGCGGCAAGAUAGCUCUACAGACAGACAAACAAAUACAUAGGGAAUCACCUGUUUCCAUCUAUCCGCGGCAGUGUAUCAAAUUACUCAACUGGUAAUCUAGGAAGGAGGCAGCAGUCCAAGUCAGGCAGCCAAAAAUAUGCCAAGCGAGGAUAGGAUCGCGUUUCGGACCUUUCGUCUGUGUCAGCCAGCAACCAGCACACUCUAGAAUCACGUUCAAAUCCUGCAUUUGUCGACGGUGAAACAGAGUUUCAUCCACUUUCACCUUCCCGAAAAUAGCUGUAACAAAACACCUGCGUCGACGACGAAACACCUCCUCCCGUCAGGUAAUUUCCUGUGUGUCCAACACGUUUCCGCAAAGGUUUGCACAUCUGUCAAGGACAGCGCCUCCUUACAUUCAAAGUCAGCCUACAAGAUGGCUCUAGUUUUAGCUCUUGUCCUCGUGGUUUUGCUUGGUUUGACCAGUGCGUCAUCCGCGCAAGACAUCGAUCUCGUCGACUUGUUCGCUUCGGGCGGGUCCCCAACCGGUAUGCUCUUCGAACUGCUUGGCGACACGGACAACUACCGAGUGCGCGAUGUUCUGCAGCAGAUCCCUUUAGCGAUGCUGACGCAGUCCGACGAGUUCAAACAGACCAGCGCAACUGUUGCUGAGACCGCCGGCUUCGACUGUAAUCUUACCGGCGUUGACCCCGCAUGCUUUCUGGAAGAGUUCGCGGGUCACGUAGGAGCUCCUUGGAAAACCAGAGAGAUCGAUACCCAGAAAGCGGCGGAUCUGGUGACGCGUUUUCUUCAGCCGCACGGCCUCACGAUGUCUGGAGCCAUAGCACUUUGCAUUAUUUCACCAGCCGCAAUGCCUUUCCUGACUGACACUGAGACGUCGGGGAUAUCCGCGGCCAGCGUCAUCAAUGAGGCAAAGACAGCGUGCAGAAAAUCAGUUUGAGGACCUUUCUUGUUUACUUCUGGAGUCUCGUCGAUCUGUUAGGAGACACGGUUUGCUGCCGAAAUAAACUCAGGUUUUUUGCCUU